Molecule: messenger RNA, 955 nt
Organism: Fusarium odoratissimum NRRL 54006
Lineage: Eukaryota; Fungi; Ascomycota; Sordariomycetes; Hypocreales; Nectriaceae
Product: 3-oxoacyl-[acyl-carrier protein] reductase
Exons: 3
Coding region: 114-866 (250 amino acids)
Source: RefSeq, a predicted model, not a curated record
AAAACGUGGGGAAGACGAACCAAACCACAUAAAAUACAGACCAAGCGAGAAAACACUCUCCUUCUCACUCAAUCUACACACUCAACUCUUAUCGAAAUCUCAUAUUCAUCAACAUGUCAGGCCGUCUCCAAGGAAAGACCGCAAUCGUCACAGGCGGCGCAUCAGGCUUCGGCAAAGGCAUCGCCACAAAAUUCAUCUCCGAAGGCGCCAACGUCAUAAUCACCGACCUCAACGAACAACAAGGCCAAGCCGUCGCCCAAGAGCUAUCCUGCGCUUUCACCCGCGCCGACGUCACCAACCCCGAUGACUGGCGUCGCGUUCUCGAGUUUGCUAUUGAGAAGUACAAACAGCUCGACAUCGUCGUCAACAAUGCGGGCGCAGCGUACUCCAAGAAGCCAACUGAGGAGGUCACGCCAAAGGAUUUUGAUCUUGUUAUGAAUGUCAAUGUCAAGAGCGUUUAUUUCUCUACUAAUGUCCUGGUGCCGUACUUUUUGAAGGAGGGGAGGCCGGGGUGUUUUAUUCAGGUUGCGAGUACGGCGGGUAUUAGGCCUAGGCCUGAGUUGACGUGGUAUAAUGCCUCGAAAGCAGCUGUUAUCAAUGCUACCAAGACGAUGGCUGUUGAGUAUGGACCCAAGCAGAUUCGGUUCAACUCUGUUUCUCCGGUUGUUGGAAGCACCGGAAUGACACAUCUGUUUAUUGGCAAGCCGGAUACCGAGGAGAACAGAAAGGGCUUCGUCUCAACGAUCCCAAUGGGCAGACCUUCGACACCCAGCGACAUCGCCAAUGCUUGUUGCUACUUGGCUAGUGAUGAAGCCUCUUUCAUUACUGGUGUCGAUUUGGAGGUUGAUGGAGGCCGUUGCGUAUAAGCUUAGGAACAGGGACAAGGCAGUCUAUCACUAUUUUACUGGUAGUAAUAAAAUUAAAAAAAAAGUAUUAUCAAUUGUAUUUCUCAUCG